Hibiscus syriacus is the source of this 2755-nucleotide messenger RNA. RefSeq lists its product as uncharacterized. The record is from RefSeq and is a predicted model, not a curated record. Bases 145 to 2514 code for a protein of 789 amino acids. NCBI's taxonomy places the organism in Eukaryota, Viridiplantae, Streptophyta, Magnoliopsida, Malvales, Malvaceae. The transcript is spliced from 10 exons.
AUUUUCAUACUGGCUUCUGUGUUUCCAGACUUAUCCUUCCAACGUAGAAGAGAAAUAUUGCAGUCAUUAACAUUGUGGGCUGAUUUUACUGCUUUUGAGCCAACUACUACUUUUCAUGACUACCUCUGUGCUUUUAACAGUAUCAUGGGAAGCUGCAAAGUUUUCUUACUUCAAAAUUUAAAGGUCUCUAAUUUUAUUCCUCUUCAGUUGCCUGACACAAACUCCAGGACACUUAGCGAAAGUGGCUCAGAAUCUUUCUUGUGGUUUCUUAAUGAUGCAUUACUUUGUUCCACUCCAAAUGAAACUUCAGAGAAGCUGGAAAGUAACAACACUGAUGCUGUUGUCUCAAAUGAAAAAGAGUACCAUCUGUCUGGAGAGGAAAUAAAGGAGUUCACAAAAGACUUAGAGGGUCUUAUUCCUAAGCUUUAUCUAACUAUUGAGAAAUGUUGGUCUCUUCAUCUUCAGCUUGCAAAGAAGUUGACUAUUACAUUGGCACAGUGUUUUAUAUACUCCAGAUGCUCGUCUUCAAUUGCUCCAACAAUUCAUAAAGCUAAAGGGGAUAACAAUGAAAAUCCUUUGCCUUCUAAAGUAGUUGACAGGUUGCCAGCUCAGUGGAAAACAGGUAUUGAAGGUCUUGCUGGAAUGAUUUUGAUGCUCCAAGAAAAUGCUUGCUGGCAAGUUGCGGCUGUGAUGCUUGAUUGCCUUCUUGGUGUGCCCCUUAGUUUUCCACUUGAUGAUGUUAUCCAUCCUAUUUGUAUUGCGCUAAAAAACUUCUGUUGCAAGGCACCAAAGAUAUCUUGGCGUUUGCAAACUGAUAAAUGGUUGUCAAUAUUAUCCUUAAGAGGCAUCCAUAAUCUUCAUGAAAGUGAUAUUCCUUCUCUAGUUAAUCUCUAUGUUACAAUGCUGGGUCACCCUGAACCUGAGCAACAGUUCAUAGCGCUUCAGCACUUGGGUAGAUUGAUAGGACAAGAUGUAGAUGGUGGGAAAAUGCUGCACUCUUCUAAUUUUUAUAAUCAGAUAGUUUCGCCAGGUUCAAUUCAUUCUAUUCCUGAAAAGAUACUGUCACUUUUGGUCUCUAGUACAUGGGGUCAGGUAGCUGUUCUGGCGUCAUCGAAUGCAUCAUUAUCCUUGAGGGCUUGUGCAAUGGCACUUCUUGUGGGUUUUAUUCCAUUUGUUGAUAGGCCCCAGUUACAAUCCUUCCUUGCAGCAGCAGAUAAUCUUUUAUAUGGCUUAGGCCGGCUCGUUUAUCCUAUUUGUGAGGGACAAUUACUUAAACUUUCAUUGGCACUUAUUAUUAGUGCUUGUCUAUGCUCUCCAGCUGAUGAUAUUUCUUUGAUUCCUCAAAAGGUUUGGGAAAAUAUUGAGACUUUAGGUUUUUCCAAAGCUGAAUACAGGCUUCCAGAUCUUGAAAAGCAGGCAUGCCGAGUCUUGUGUAGAUUGAGAAAUGGAGUUGACGAUAAAGAGGUCCUGAAAGAAGUGCUCUCCUCAAGUUGCACAAAACAACUUGACCCUGAAUUUGGAAGCACCCGAGAAUCAAUUCUUCAGGUCCUUGCUAAUCUAACUUCUGUUAAGUCAUACUUUGAUAUAUUCGAAAAGAAAAUGGACGAAGAGGCUAUGGAACUAGAGGAGGCUGAAAUGGAAUUGGAUAUUAUUCAAAAAGAAUCUGCACUGCAAGAAUCAUUGGAAGAUUCUAAGGGCAACCAGCUUCCACUUCAUGCCACUCCUGUGAGAGAUGAAAACCGGCUUCAACAGAUCAAGGAGUGCAUUCAUUCCUUAGAAAAGAACAAAAUUCAAGAAGAUAUAGUAGCUCGCAGGCAACAGAAACUUCGAAUGAGACAUGCUCGUCAAAAGUAUCUGGAAGAGGCAGCUUCGCGAGAAGCUGAGCUUUUGCAAGAACUUGAUAGGGAAAGGACAGCUGAAGCUGAAAAAGAGAUUGAAAGACAGCGUUUGCUGGAACUUGAACGUGGUAAAACAAGGGAACUACGACACAAUCUGGAUAUGGAAAAGGAGAGGCAAACACAGAGAGAACUUCAACGAGAAUUGGAGCAGGCCGAAUCUGGACUAAGAUCAUCAAGGCGUGACUUCCCUUCAUCUCAUAGUAGUAGGCCACGGGAUAGGUACCGAGAGAGGGAAAAUGGAAGAUCAAGUAAUGAAGGAAGCACACGAACUAGUAGCGGUCUGCAAUCCGAAACCACAUCAAUGGCUGCUAUGCCAACGGUCCUGUCUGGAUCACGACAAUUUUCUGGCCAGCCUCCCACCAUUUUACAGUCACGUGACCGUGCAGAUGACUGUAGCAGCGGUUAUGAAGAAAAUUUCGACGGAAGCAAGGACUCGGGAGAUGCAGCCAGCAUCGGUGACCUAGAGUUGGCAUCUUCAUUUGAUGGAGGGCAAUCUGGUGGUUUUGGGUCAUCCCAAAGGCACGGAUCUAGAGGGAUCAAGUCCAGGCAGGUAUUAGAGAGGCAAGAGAGGGAUGGUCGACGCGAGAGCAAGUGGGAGAGAAAACAUUAUUAUUGACCCACUUGCCAGGGAAAUGGCAAGGCUUAUUAUGAGCAUUACAUAAAAGGAGAUUUACCGGCGGCCAUUAUUGAAUCCUGAGGUGAUUCUGGUUCAUGUUGUACUUGUGCUUGUCAAUGUUGAAAAUAUGUAAAAUAUUGUUGUAGCUUCUGCCCCAAUUGACCAUAUAUAAUUUGUUAUUGAUGAAAUGGUAUUGAACAUUUCAUAGAUAGGGGCAUUAUUAAAAUAUGCAACUUUUUUU